AUGCAGUUUCUACCAUUCUCAAGCAUAAACUUGCUAGGAAUUGAAAAGAGAGGAGAAGCUAUACCGGAAGCUAAAUCGUCGAUCGGAAGAGAAUCCGUACAAUGCAGAACAAACGACGUGAAAAGUGAAAACGACAAGGAGAAAUCGUCUCGUAGGAGGAUUUUAGGUCACCGGAGCUGUUUCACAGCGACGAUCGAGGGUUUUGAGAGAAGAAAACAGACCCGAAAAGGGUUUUUGAAGGAUUUUGCAAAAAUAAGAAAAAGUGUGACUUGAAAAUGCUGACGAUGGAUGCUGCUUCAUGGAAAUCUCUGGAGUUAGCUUAAUUAUGAAUUAAUCACUGUAAUUAGUAAGUUUUAAACUAACCUUGACUACUCUCUUUUUUUGACGCACGUCUUUGUUU
Messenger RNA from Arabidopsis lyrata subsp. lyrata, 400 nucleotides. RefSeq lists its product as uncharacterized. The record is from RefSeq and is a predicted model, not a curated record. Bases 1 to 273 code for a protein of 90 amino acids. NCBI's taxonomy places the organism in Eukaryota, Viridiplantae, Streptophyta, Magnoliopsida, Brassicales, Brassicaceae. The transcript is spliced from 2 exons.